UUUCAGAGUAGCAAACAGGAUCGAAGCAUUCUACACUGGAGGAAAAGUCUAUGUAGCAUCAGAUGGCAGCCACAUCUUCUGUACAAAUGGAGAUGAAGUUAAGAUUCUGGAUGCUGUGACAGGGAAGGCUGUUCAUAGCAUCAAAGAUGAGGGUGCGGAUGAAGUGACAUGUUUUGCUGUCACUAAAGAUGAUGAGAUUCUUGCGGUAGCAUACAGGAACUCAUUACUGAAGCAGUGGAACUGGAAAGAUGGUUCAUGUACUAGGACUUGGCAGUCUUUGCACAGAGGUCCAGUGGUGAGUAUGGCCUUUGACUCAACGUCCACCCUCCUGGCUACGGGAAGCAGUGAUAGUACCAUCAAACUCUGGGACAUCGUCCGCCAGUACUGCACCCAUAACCUCAAAGGCUCUCAGGGCGUUGUCAGUCUUGUACAGUUUCAUCCCGACUCUGAGAGACUACAUCUCUUCUCCGUAUCAGACGACAGUCACAUCAGAAUAUGGGAUCUACAGACUAGCAGCUGUCUAUCUGUGUUAGAGACUCAUUAUGGAGCGGUGACCGGUUUGUCUUUCUCUCAAGAUGGUAACACCCUGCUGUCCAGCGGGAGGGACAGCGUAGUGGUCAUCUGGGAUCUAGUCAUGAAUCUGGCAAAGAAAACCAUUCCUGUCUUUGAGCCCUUGGAAACUGUAGUCUUUCUACCAGAAGACAAAGAUUUCCCACACAUAACUCCAAAGAAGGAAAAGAAAGAUUUCUGCUUCUUGACAGCAGGGGCAAAAGGUAUCAUGAAAGUCUGGUCAUCUACUGGUCGGUGCCUGUACGAGCAGCGAGGAAGCCAUUUACAGUCCUUGAAGAAACAGACCUCGGAAGACCAAAAACAACCAGCCAUGAUAACCAGUGCUAUGAUUUGUGAGGCCAUUGGAUGCAUUGCGGUGGUGACAUAUGACCACAACAUCAUUCUCUUUAGGCUGGAGGAUUUGAAACUGGAGAAGCAGUUUGUGGGCUACAGUGAAGAGAUCCUGGAUCUGAAACUAAUGGGGAUGAAUGAGUCUCAUCUUGCAGUGGCAAGUAACAGUGAGCAGAUCAGAAUAUUUGAAUUGAGCUCAGGCAGCUGUCAAAUACUUACUGGGCACACAGAUAUUGUCAUGUCUUUGGAUGUAUUCAAGAAGGGUCUGAUGAUGGUCAGCAGCUCAAAGGAUAACACAGUGCUUAUAUGGCAUAUGGAUGAAGAGAGUUGCUUGGUAACCUGUGUAGCUGUAGGCCUAGGCCACACCCACUCGGUAGGGACAGUAGCUGCUGCCAGAUUGUCCUCCAAAUUCUGUGUAUCUGGUAGUGAGGACUGUACACUAAAGGUAUGGAGAAUACCAGAACAAAGACCAGAAGAAGGAAUCAAGGAACCAGUUCACAUGAAAGUCACCUUUACAGAGAAAGCACAUGACAAGGAUAUCAACUCUGUCUCCCUGUCUCCAAACGACAAACUACUAGCUACAGGGUCCCAGGAUAGAGUAGCCAAGCUGUGGCAUAUGGAUAAGGAAGUACUUCUUGGGUCAUUUAGGGGUCACAAGAGAGGAAUCUGGUGUGUGCAGUUUUCGCCGACAGAUCAGGCUCUUGCAACCAGUUCAGCUGAUGGGAGCAUUAAGAUUUGGGCUCUCUCUGACUUCAGUUGUGUAAAGACCUUUGAAGGGCAUGAUGCCUCUGUUCUGAAAGUGAUAUUCCUGACUAGAGGUAUGCAGCUUUUAUCAAGUGGUUCUGAUGGUCUUCUAAAGCUGUGGACGAUCAAGACCAAUGAAUGUGUGGCCACUCUAGAUGAACAUAGUGAUAAGUUGUGGUCAGUUACUGUUGACCGGUCAGAGCAGAAGGUUGUGACGGCUGGCGCUGAUUCUAACAUACUCAUAUGGGAGGAUGUGACUCAGAUUGAGUAUGAGGAGAAAGCAGAGAAAGAAGAGGAUCAAAUUCUCAAGAAGCAGCAAUUGUCCAACCUGAUGCACUCUAAGAAGUUCACUAAGGCUCUUAGACUGGCCAUCACCCUAGACCAGCCUUUCAAAGCCCUAGGCAUAAUCAGAACAAUACUAGAAGAACCAGAUGGAGAGGCCCAACUUGCAAUCACCAUCACAAAACUGAGGCCUGAUCAAAUAGAAUCUGUGUUGAGGUUUGCCCAGACGUGGAAUAUGAACUCUAAACACUGUCACGUUGCUCAGUGUGUGCUUGGUAUCAUCUUUCGAUCUCAAGACCCUGAUGACCUGGCCAAGUUUCCCGGUGUGAAGGACAUUCUAGAAGGACUCAUGCCAUACACAGAUCGUCACUUCCAGCGUCUAUCUCGGAUGUUACAGCAGGCUAUGUUUGUACAGUACACCUGGCAGGUCAUGCGAAGGGCUUCUGGCUUACAAGAGCUUACAGGUGAACUGGAAGCCACCACGUCUGAUGGAACCAUGGGAAUGGAAGACUUCUUCCUGGACAAAAUAGGAGACAUUACCCAGGAGAAUGAUGAUGAUGAUAGCAGUGAUGAUCAGGAUGGUGGUGAUAAAGAUGAGGAGGAGGAAGUGGUUUGUAAGGAUGUGGAGGAAGAGUCUUCAAGGAUUGUGAAAAGGAAAAGCAAACAUGAAUGGUCCAAUUCUAAGUCCUGUGAAACCCACGUGACAAGAGAUUCAGAUGAUGAUAAUGGUGAGGAGGUGGAAGAGUUGGAGAGGUUUCCAUCUUUGAAAAGGACUGGUGAGAUAAAAAAGGUUGCUUCACAGGACAAAAAUGCUGUUCAGGACUGUGAUGAGGAGAAAGAAAACCAGUCAAGACCUUCAAGAAAGUCGGGAAAGAAGGAAGAGAAAUCAAGGACUAGUUCUGUGAAAAAGACUUUGAGAAAGGAUAGGGAUGGUAAUGAUGAUGAGAAGAAGGAGGAACCUCCUAGCCCAGUGAAACAAGAAACUUUGCAGGUUUCAAAAGAAAAGGCCUCAGCAACACCAGGGAGAGGUUCCAAGAGAAAAUCAACCCUCAAACCUGUUGAAGGUGCAGGGAUAUCCCCCAAGAAGACCACACCAAGUCCUUACAACAAGAGAUUAAGAAAACAGUCAAGAAAAUAGGGUUGAUAUUAUUAAGUUUGUUAUGAUUUUGAAAGAGACAAUUUUUAUCAAAAUUGUUAAUUAUUUUGUUCAUGCACAUGAAAAUAAAUCAUAUUGGUGAACUGAUAAAGAAGAAAUUAUGAACCAGCUUCCCAUGAUUAAUGUACUGGUAAUGUUAUGCUAUCACUUAUUUUGACUUAUUAAAAGUCAUCAAAUUGGCGUUGCCGUCAUGUAGUCAAGAAGGUCGACCUUCUUUGUAUUAAUGAUAAUAAUCUGUUUCUUGUCAAGUUUAAAUCAUUAAAUGGUGAAACAUUCCUAUGUGCUUCCAAAGAGUUUGGGAAGUUAUUACUCUGGCUUAACAUGUAGCUCUGGCAGAGUUAUUAGCACACUGUACAUUUCAAGGAAUAAUCCCAACAGGUACCUCACCUGGGUGGAGGUUAUAUAACGUCUUACCAUAGGAUGUUAAUGUAGCCAUAGACAAUGACACUCUAUGAAGAGGUUUGCACAAGGCUUGCAAACUUAUAGUGAUAGUGCUGUGUGAUUUCUGACACAUAUUAUGCGUAAAAGGUUGAUGGAAAUAAAGGAGGCAAAAGAAUAGACAAGUAAAGCCUUUAUCUUUGUACAUCCAGAUAUAAGAAUAAUGAACCUUAAAGCUUAUCUGCCGUAGUUUACAGGAGGGAUUAGACCGCUCUGCAAGGUCACUGGACAGGUGGUUAUCUCAUCAACUCAGCUCUCAGUUAACAUAAGAAAAAGAGGAUCAUGGGGGACCAAUGGUCACCGAUUAGGCAUUGUUAUAUGGAGGGCGCAAGUAGCAGUGGGCCUUUAAUACGAAACAUUGAAUCAUAAAUAAUUGAGUAUCUAUGAGUUUUUGCUGCCAAUUUGAUACCUUCUGCAUCAUGUAAACAUAGGAGUUAAUCAUGAAAAAUAUUCCAAAUUGAUGUAAAGUGAUGUCUGAAGGAUGGGAAUGGGUUGAAAGUAGCUUUCUAGUGAAAGAAUUUUCAUUUUUAAUUUGGUACAUGUAUUUUGUUAUUGAAGCUCAAAUCACUGUAAAUCUAAUAAAUUCAGAGUCGUACACGCUUCUUUGUGCAGGACAGUGCUAGUAUUAAACCAAAGCUUGGUAAUUUUUCAAUUGAUGUAAUAAUGUAAAUGUGUACACUAAGGAUGAAAAAAUACAAAUUAAAACAAUAAAAAUAGUGAAUU
Messenger RNA from Strongylocentrotus purpuratus (purple sea urchin), 4243 nucleotides. It is a transcript of the gene tbl3, whose product is annotated as transducin beta-like protein 3. Gene Ontology annotation, cellular component: 90S preribosome; small-subunit processome; nucleolus. Gene Ontology annotation, molecular function: protein binding; U3 snoRNA binding. Gene Ontology annotation, biological process: endonucleolytic cleavage in 5'-ETS of tricistronic rRNA transcript (SSU-rRNA, 5.8S rRNA, LSU-rRNA); endonucleolytic cleavage to generate mature 5'-end of SSU-rRNA from (SSU-rRNA, 5.8S rRNA, LSU-rRNA). The record is from RefSeq and is a predicted model, not a curated record. The transcript is spliced from 23 exons. Lineage: Eukaryota; Metazoa; Echinodermata; Echinoidea; Camarodonta; Strongylocentrotidae. The coding region runs from base 302 to 3064 and encodes 920 amino acids.